Molecule: messenger RNA, 1342 nt
Organism: Arachis ipaensis
Lineage: Eukaryota; Viridiplantae; Streptophyta; Magnoliopsida; Fabales; Fabaceae
Product: ras guanine nucleotide exchange factor Q-like protein
Source: RefSeq, a predicted model, not a curated record
CUCUUCUCAUCACAGCCUGUCAUAACCUAAAUUAUUGUUACAUUUUUAAAUCUGAGCUUGUUUUGUUUCAUAGUGAAGGGUUGAAUGAAUGUUUAUUCUUGAUUGGUUAUUACAUGUGCUUAUAGAGAGAUAUAGAUAGAUAGAUAGAUAGAUAGAGAGAUAGACAGAUAGAUAGAAAGAGAUUUCUUAGCUUGUUGUCUAUGAGCUAUACUACUUUUUGAUCUCUCCUUUGUCUCAAACAAGAUUCAAGGAUAGUAAUUAUGACAGAAUAUACUGUUUCAACUACUCUUAAGGCUGAUUCAUGGCUUAAAAUGCUGGCAUGAAGGAGGAAGAUGUUCAAUGACCUUCUUCAUCAGAGAAAGCUGCAAUUUUGCUACUUCUUAUUACAGGCAUGGGAACCAAAGUUGAAUAUUCAGUAAAUCUUCUAGCAACAUCAUUAGACAGCAACAAGUUGAGAGUGGGUGGAGUGGAUGUCUGGGAGCAUUAUCAGAACAAAGUGCUGACCAAUUAUAACCUUCUCAUCAAGACUAUAAUCAGUUCCAAAGUGCAAGAUCCAAUAAUGGAUAGGAUGCUUGAAAGAAACAACAUUGAAUACAUCAAAAGGACAAUGCAGAUGCAUGAGGCCAUCUUCAAACAGCAGGUAAGAGAACUGCACAGGCUGUACAGUGUGCAAAAGAUGCUGAUGGAUGAGCUCAGAAAGGAAAUAAGACAACAGAAACUUCUGACUCCAUUAUUAAAUGGCAUAGAUGAAAGGCAUCCUCAUUUCAUUGAACAAAAACAACAUCUAGUGGCACAAGCCUCAUAUGGACUAGAUUUCCAUGUUCAUCAAAAUUUGAUGAGAGAGGAAGCUGCAGGCUCAAGUAGAGGUUUUGAUCUUGAAAGGCCUGCUUGUGAGGAAGAAGUAUUUAUGGGAGGUGAGGCAGGUCCUAGCAACUAUGGUGGUUGUGAUAAUGAAGAAAUGGAAGUGGAUUUGACACUAAGUAUAGGAGGUAGUAGUAGUAGUAGUAGCCAUGUUAAGAAACAUGAUCAUGUGGCUCAUUUAGCAUGCUCACAAGACUCAUCACCAAAUGGGAAAAGUAGAAUAGUAGAAGAAUGCAAUGACCCCACCACUCCUCUGAGCAGUACCACUGUGACAUUUACACAAACACAAGGAAGGAAUAAGGGACCACAUUGGCUUUCUCAAGGCUUAAAUUAAAGAUUCAAUACCAGUUUCAUAUAUAUAUAUAUAUAUAUAACUCAUCAUCAUUUGUUUGUAUCAUGUUUAACUCUACAUGGACCACAACAAAUUUGUGUGGUUCAUUCAUUCAGAUAUUCCUAGCAGAUAAUUAAUUAGUUUCUACUU